Messenger RNA from Besnoitia besnoiti, 4218 nucleotides. RefSeq lists its product as uncharacterized. Gene Ontology annotation, cellular component: cortical microtubule. Bases 1 to 4218 code for a protein of 1405 amino acids. The transcript has 3 exons. The record is from RefSeq and is a predicted model, not a curated record. Lineage: Eukaryota; Apicomplexa; Conoidasida; Eucoccidiorida; Sarcocystidae. Gene Ontology annotation, biological process: cortical microtubule organization.
AUGGAGCCUCUGCGGAGGAGAUCUUUCUUCACCGCCUUGCGGCAGCGUUUUUCGGCCUCGUGUUUCUCACGCCGACCUUCUGCGGCUUCUCCUGGAUCGCCAAUUUCGUUCUCAGCCGCUCUCUCUCCUUUCUCUUCUCUGUCCGCAUCUGACCGAUCCCACGCCCCCUCUUCUCACCCAUCUGCGCACAGGACAGAGGCCAGUUUCAUCCCCACUCAUUUAUUCCCCGUUUCCUUGUCUUCGCCCGGGCGCGGUCCUCGAGCUCGCUCGCUGUCCUCGCUCUCUCGCCACACGGCUCCUUCCUCGCCCUCCUCUGUCGCUUCGUUCGCUCCUGAUUCGCUCCUCGCGCUGCCGCUGUCGCGGGCCUUUGUCUCGGCCGGCGUUGCGGCGCCUCUCCUGCGUCUGUGUGCGCUUCGCCUGUCCACGCGCUUUGCGUCUUCCUCUGUCUCCUCCGAGGCGGCUGACGACGCGGCGGUCGCGACGCCACAGGCGGCCUCCUCUGUGGAGCCCAAAGCUGGCCUCGCCGCCGACGGUCGGGGGCGAGCGAGGGAGGGAGACAGAUCGACCACGGGCUCCUCCUGGUGCGACUCUUGGCGCGCAUCAACCAACUUCGCCGAAGUAGGCCUCUGGCGCGGACGCCUGCCCCCGUCUGCCUCCCUGCGGAGUGCCUGUCCAGACGCAUCUGCGGGCGAUGAGAAAAGGCAGUCGAACUGGCGGGCGGCGUGGAAGGCGCGCGAGCAGGGCAGAGAAGGCAGCCCGCCACUGUGCUUCGCGCAGGCCUCGCAGAAAUGGGACUUGAGCAAGAAGUGGCGGUCGCCGGGAUUCGGUCGGGGCGCGCGGCAGGGCGACGGCGAGCGCGCGGAGACGCAAGAUACGCGGGCGCUUGACAGGGAGGCGGACAGCGCAGGGGACCGUGGAAACGGCGGAGACGGGGAGAACAAAUCGAUGUCUUCCUACGCGAAGAAACCGUGCAGCUCACAGACGAGCCGCUAUACCGCGUUUCGCUCGUCGUCAUCACCGCUGCGAACUACGGCGUCUUCUUCCUCUGCCCAGCCGCUGAAGGUGCGGUCGGCCUCUGAGUACACCAAAGGGUGGAGCCGCGACGCCGUGUGGGGAGUUGCGGCCUCGGCGCGCCUCCGAGCGGGGCAAGAAGGGACGGCAGGAGACUCUCCGGACGGCGAGACGGACGCGCCGAGCCGCCAGAAAGCGAAACCCGCCUCGCCGUUCUCUUCUUCGGGAGGGGCCCCUGCGGAGGAGAUGGCAUUCCGGAAGUCAAGCUCGAUUUCAGGGACUCGAAAGACGCACUUGGGUCGCUGGUCAGAUGCGGAAGAGGUUGCGAAGGCGCCUCAGAGGCGCGGAGAAGGGGGUAAGAGCGGAGAGCUGGACGAGGCGGAAGGCGCGACUCAGGCGUCGGGGAGCUGUUUCGCGAAGACGUCCGCGCUCGCGGACAAGGUCACGUCGGGAUCCUGGAGCACGUGGAGGAGAGCCACAAGCUACUCAAAACGCACGUCGUCGGAUAGCCAAACUACGGCAAAGCAGAGCUUCUCACGGUUUGUGCCCUCGCCUGCGUCGCGCGCGUCCUCCGCGCCACCGUCGUCGUCUCUUUUCGCGUCGCGGCGCUUGACAGCCGCCGAGGAGGCUUGGCAGGGAGAGCGGGCGAGCCGGUCUGCACAGAGCGUUUCUUCCUCUCCCUCGGAAGCUCCUGCCUCCCGCGUCUCGUCGCCGUAUCGCCGCUCCCAAGCGCCGCCGUCUGCGGCCUCGGCUCCAUCCUCGCCGCCGUCCUCCGCGGCGGCGCCCUCAUCCUCUUCGCGGCGCCCGUGGACGCGUUGGUCCUCUCCUGGCGAAGUUUCCGCUUCUGCGAAGAAGGACCGCAGCGGCUCUGCGCCAGAGAGCCAGAGUUCUUCUUCUUCCUCCCCAGGAUCUUCGGCGUCUCUCUUGUUUUCGCUGGAGAAGCGCGAGGAAGAAGCCGCGCGCAUGGAGGCGCUGCGAAUGAUCAUGAGCGCCCGUGAGCGGGACGCGUUUCAGAAAGACGUCGACGCGCAGGUCGCGGCGCUCCCUGCCGACUUUUUGCAGGCGUGCGGCCAUCAUGACAAAGUGAAGGAGUUCGCCGCCAAGCUCGGAGGAGACGCCGCCUUAGCGAGAGAAACAGAGGGAGAGUCGCAGAGCCACAACGAGAAGCACACGUUCGCGUCGUCCGCCGCCACGAGCUCCGCGUUGCCGCCGUGGCCUUGCCUGGAGCCCUGGAACGGGCGCGUGGUCACCGCGCUGCUGACGCUGGCGAACUACCGCCUGAGCGACUACGAGCGCCUGCGGGCGCUGCAGCCGCCUCCAACCUCCGCGUCGUCUGCGUCGUCCUUCGCCGCGCCUUUCCCCGCCGGCGGGGGCGCCGCUCUGCCGGCCUUCUUCGCGUCUGCCUCGGGGACUUCCUUCGCGCCCGCCGUCCUCUCACCGGACGGCAAGACGCCGGCUGCGCUGUUUCACAGCCACAAGCAGUACGCGAAGGUGGCUGCGCAGCUGCAGGAGGCGCCCGUGCCUGUGCGGUCGCUUGCGGAGGCUCUGGUUGUCGCCCGGCUGGGCGGCGUGGCCUUUAAGAACUGUGAGAAGAAGUUCAAGCUCGAUCCCGAGCUGCGGCGCCCGCUCUUUGCGUCCAGCACGCUCCAGGCGAUCUACGAGACUCUGGAGACCGGUGCCUGCGCGGAGGUCCGCGAGCGUAGGCAGCAGCGACGCCUCGAGGCAAUCGGCAGCCUCACGCAAGUCGCCGGUGUGGGACGGAAGACCGCAGAAGCGCUCGUAGACCAGUGCGGAAUCCUCUCUGCAGAGGAACUCCGCCUGCAUCUCGCAGUCGCUGUGCGCGACGAGGAGGCUGCGGCGGCCGGCGCCGCAGCUUCCCUGAAGCCCGACAGCGCGCGCGAGGCGGGGUCGUCGCAGAAGGGAGAGAAAGGGAGGCCGAAGAAGAAAAAAACAGAGACGAAGGAGCAGGUAGCACCGGGAAGCGAAGGGCCUGCUGCGGGCUCGUCGUCGCCGCCCGCCUCGGCGCUUCUCAGUCUGAUUUCCUCUCCGCAGAUGCGAGUCAACGUGCUCUACGGGGCGGCGCUGACGGCCCAAAUGCAUCCCUCCGAGUUCCUCAUGUGGCAGAAGAAGCUCAUCGCAGCGGUCGGCGACCCUUCGCUCGACUCGCUCGCCUUCUCGCUCUCAGCCGCGGCGGGAGGGGCGUCGCAGGCCAGGGGAGAGGCAGCCGGCGCGACCGAGACCGCGGAGGAAAACGGGGGGACAGAAUCGAAAGCAGGCGAAGAGGAGACUGAAGGCUACAUUGUGACGCCCGUGGUGUCUGUGGGCGGCGGAUUCUUCACUCGGUCCGCAUCGCCGUCAGCCAGUCGCCCGCGCGAGCUUGAAGUGUUCCUCUCGAUGCUUCCCGAGCCCCUGCCUGUGCCGCCGGCCUCUCUCCUGCCCUUCCAGGAGACCGGCUGUGAGGAGAAGAAGAGCGGAAGGCUUUUUUUGCGAAAACAGCCGCCGCCUCGCGACGUGGAGACGCAGGCAGAGAAGGAGGGCGGAGGCGCGCGGCCGGGCGGCGUGCCGCUGGAGUGGAGUGCCAAAAAGCGCGAGGCGCUCUUGGAGGGCAUGAAGGAACGCAAAAACGAACUUUUCUCGCGGUUCCUCGCCGUGCUGCAGAAUGCCAACCUGGUGGAAGAGAUCUUUGAGCGGAAGGAGGACGGGCGAUUCUCCUCUGCGCGCCUCAUCGUCAGACUGCCCUGGAACGCGGUCGCCAAAAGACAGCUUCGCGUGCGUGUGGUGCCGCCUGACCGCCUGCCCUUUCUGAGCCUGGAGAGCAGGUGCUCAGGCGCUUCCUACGUCGAGCUGCAGGCGAUGGUGAAGAGCCAGUUCGGCUGUCAGCUGACGGCCGAUCGCCUUGUCUUCCCGCCUUCGGCGUCGCUCGGCGCGGAGGCGCAGGACGAGGGCGUGACCAAGAAACGCCGCCGAAAGCGCGAGGCGGAGGCCGCGGACGAGGGCGCUCGCGGAAAGGCCGACGAGCCUGCAGACAAGGCAGACGGAUGCGGGAAGCUGCGAGAGCUCGUGAACAACUGGGUGUUCACCGAAGACCAGCUCCUCCAAGCCCUGCAACUGCCGCAUCCGCUCUCGCUAGGCCAGCGGCUUGUGAGUCUCUCCUAUCGCGGCUUCAUCAGCGCAUCGGGGUCCGCGAGGCCCUCGGCGAAUCGGUGA